AUGCACCGCAAUCGGAAUUUUUAUAUCAGCAAGCGGAAACGCGUUGCUGCGGCGAAGGGGUUACAAAUAACCUGCAUGACUGCCGCAGUUGUGUCAGUGCUGUGUUUUUGCUUCCACGCUUUCGUUUCUGGUUCUGGUGUUAUGGCAAAUUUUCGUGUGAGAUGCAAGUGCAGCAAGUAAGAGCAGCGUCUUUUUUAGGCGAACAUAGAUGCACUCAUGUCUUUUUAUUAUUGUUUCUAGCAGAACAAGCUAGAACGAAGCAAAGGCAUCCCCGCCUCAUCUUAUCCUACCCUAUCCUAGAACUAGAAGAGCCGGAGGUAAGGGCCCUUUUCUUACUUAUUCCACUAACUUGCACCUAUCUACGUGAGGAACGUGAAGUAAACUAUUUCAGGACUUUACUCCGAGGAUAAUAAAUAUAUUGGCAGGAAGAUGGACCAUGUUUCAUUACCUAGAAAUCACUUUAGAAAUACUUCUGCGAAGCUAGAUAAGCUGUAGUUAACUUUGUGGGAAAAGUAACUAUAAAAACUUCAACUCUUCAUCGUGAGAAACAGCAGAGAGGACUUCGGGGUGAGUUGGCUCGUCUAUCUUGUUUAUAUCGCGGCAAACAGCUUCUAGAACUACUUACAACUACAGCUAUUCACUUGAGAUCUGUGCCUCUAGUGCUGUCCGGUUUUUUCUUAAAAGAAGUUCUAACAUUGGCGCAGAGACGGAUACUGUGGACGACCCUGCUUCGCCUUUCUCUCGUCCCUUAUUCAAGACUGGCAACAAGACGCCGACCAUCUAUGAGGAUAGCAACACUAAGGCUCAACAAAGCGAAGGAAGUAUGUUGUUAGAUUUAAGCUCAGCCUUACACUGUCUUAGACUUUUAGAAUUAGAAAGCUUUCAGCAGCAGCUUCUGUCAUUUUUCAGACCAUUGGAAGUAGCUAGGUGAAGGCCUCACUUCAAACAUUUUCUUUCCAUCAUAUUCGCAAUGCCUUGUUUCUAACCCUCGCUACUUCCUGGAAACGCUAUCCGAUCGAGCGGUUUACUCGAACAACGUUCGCAGCGCGGAUUUUUUGGAUUACAGAUUGGAUUCUGGCAGCGUCCACAAUGCAGAUUUUUUGGACCACAGCGUUGAAGAUAAUGCAAACGCCUUCAACCUUUUGAACGACGAGGACACAUCAUACAUGGAUGACAACUCUCACGCAGCUGGUGCAGACGCGCCUAGUGCUGUUGGAGUAAACGCGACUACUAGUGUUGGAGAUGUUGUUGAUGGGGCCGCUUUUCUGGAUGUGGGGUAUCAGGAAAAACCUAGGUUAGGGAGCAGGGGGGAGAUGAGUGUGAUGCAUUUAAAGUACAAAGUAGACGUGUGCUCCCCUACUCGCAGCGCUCCCACUUCUGAGCCGUUAGGGGAGUUCGUAAGGGAUCGUAAUAGAUGCUGUAAAGACUCCUGUAACUUUAUCAUAGAGGGGAUGUAUGAGGUUGAACUUGAAAAUGAUGAGGUUGAGAUCGUCCAUCACGGUUUUGAGCUCCUCUUGGCAGGGAAUUCAAGAUCAGAAAGACCAGAUGAAAAGUCUCAGUGGCAGGCUGUAACGAAGUCAAAUUUGGGCUCCAUGGAUGAGGCCUCCAUUGCGAUUUUAGAGGAGUUCCUCCACAUGGCAGCUAAGUCGCAUUUUGAUUCGCCUACGAAAGAACACGGACGCCAAGUGCUGGUUGGCGUUGAUUUCAUAGCCCAAGGUGAGAAUCAAAAAACGAUAACUCUUGCUAACGGUGAGGCAAAAAGUGAAUAUACUUACAUGUAUUUCUGGGAGAUGUGCGAAGUGUAUGAUGGGCAUGAGCCGACUGCGGCGUCAGCUGUGUCUGCAUCUAAUGGGGCUGCUCAGGAUAAGAAAGUAGCACUUUCUAGUUUUUCGUGUCGUGCGAAUUUUUUACCGCAGCAUCUAGAGCACGAAUUUCUCGCAUUUCGCGGAAGGAAAGAUGUUCUACAAAUAGAGGGGUUAGCGGAUAUAGCGAAAGCGACUCAUGACACGUCCACCCCGUUCACAUAUGCCAACGUGGUUCAGGUGUUUGGUGACUCUUUUCGCGAGCACGUGCUGACCGUGUGGUGCACUGUAAGUAAAGAGAUAGGCUUCAGUAUGGGCCAUGUGCGGGACCUUGAGUCAUUGUUUAUUGAUUUUCCUCUAGCUCUACGCCUUCUAAGCCGGAAUAAAAAAUGGUGGAUGUGGCGUACGAAGUGGGACUCAAACACGGAGCAAAGGCAUCCUCCACUGGUGUUUAGUUUCGUGGGCGGUAGUAACCCAUCUGUGAAGCCUCUUGGUUUUGAUUUGGUUUCGGAUGGUCAUAGCAGCGAGGUGUUGUCACGAUAUUCGGAUAAAAUAGCCGACUACCAUAGUUAUAUCUCGUUCAGGCAGAUGGAGGCCAGGAGCCCCGCUGCUGACCUAAAGAAGACAAUUUCAGGCCUAGAGUUUGACUUCGUAGGUCGUGUGGUAUCGGCUAAGGGGGUGAAAGCGGGCCUUCCUAGUACCGGAUUACCAAGUCAAGAUGAGCAAAUGCAAAAUGCUGUCCCCUUCUAUGACAUUUUCCGACUUCAUCGCGCUCAUCUAGACAUUGCUCAAAUGGAUCCCUCUUCGAGCAAUCUCAAUUUUGUUGAUUAUCCUCCUGGGAGGGGCGAUGAGAGUCAAGCAAGCAAAAGCCGUAUUCAGAUUUCAGAUGUUGAGACAUUUCUCCUCCGCCCUUCUGUGGGUCUCUGUAGUGGUAAGAGUAAUCAGGCCCGUUUUCCCACCCAGCUGGAGUGGGGUCGCAUUCGUGCCGUCAGUCCAUCAAGGAAAGGGUCCCCCAAUUAUGAGAGACAAGGAGCAGACGAGGUUAUUGCCCCCAUGAUCGAAGCCGGGGAAGACGCCUCAGUAGUGACACUCGCGUUCGGGCCUUCCUCUCCUAAUGGAGAGGAAGCUGCUGCGCAAGUGUUUUUAACCACGCGUGUCUCGUCCGCGGUUGUCAGGAAGCCUCUUCUCAAUCAAGAGGCGGCAACGUCUGAAAGCUACAAGGGUGCGCUGCGUGCAUAUAAUAGUGUAAAGCAAGAAGCAGGCGACACCACGUGGAGCCAAUGGAGCCUCAGCGGAUGGCUUGUUCGGCCUGAGCGAAAAGACAGGGUGACAGAGAUGAGUGGCUUCGAGUUUCGCUUGGUGGGUAGUUUGGGUGAGGGAAGUGCGGGGGUGUUUCAAGGGAUAGCGAAUACAGGUCAAAGUCAUGCCUUAUCCCUUUCAGUGUACCAGCUGCAUCGCAUCAGGAUGGACUUAAAGCCCUUAGAUUUAAAUGACAACUACUCCCUAGUUUACAGGGAAGAGCCAGGGGCGCCACGGUUUGAGCUUUCGUCAGACAAGAUGUACGUCCUCGCUAAUGCUCAGGGGGCGUGCGAUGACAGGUCAGCGACAGUAGAGAGAAGGUGCACGCUCUCAUUGCCUAGCGCGACUCAGGCAGAAAAAAUUGCCAAGGGUUUGACAUAUGAGAACCUUUGGUGCGGCCUCAGGGGAGCGCUUAACACCGACCCUGAGGGGAUUAGUGCCCUUUUACCUAAUGCAGAAAGGUGGGCCCCUAGUCCACUUGUUAUCACUGAGACGCUCGUCUUUGAUUAUGAGACCGACCUGAAAGGAAUUCUAGACUUGGAGUCGAAGGCCUUAACAAGUGCAGGCGUACUUAAACCGGGUUCGCUCACGGCCAACUCCAAGUCUUCUCGUCUACUGCGGAAGAUUGGCUUCAACGCCCGUCUCCUCAUGGAUGGGAAUUCCGUCAAGAAACUACAAUCGCUUCUCAAGGCUAUAGAGAGUUUUGACGCAGGUGAGAGUGCUAUAGAGAGUUUUGAUGCAGGUGAGAGUUUCGGUGGUCCGUCUUCCUUUUUACUACAAGAGGAAGGCACGUCGAAAAUAGACGCAGGACUAGCACCAGCGCCCAAGAGUAGCAGGCCCGAAAAUGGGCAGUGGAAGCUGCCGCCCAUAACAUCCGGAAGCCGUCCAUUUCAAUCGGGACACCCGGAAGCGCCCGUCCAGCCAAUCGACCCGGCAGGGGGUCCGCCGGCUUCUGGGCAUGGAGGUCGAGCGGCUCCAGCUGGACAGCGGACGGUCCGAGGCUUGCGUGGACGCCUUGCCCCGCUUCUUUCCGCCCCGGGUACAGUGACUGCUCCUUUGACAAAGCGAAGCAGUGCCAAGGGCAGUCGGCGAGGUUGCUUGGGGGUUUCGCGGCUUCGGUUUGACUAUAUAGGGGGCGUCAGUUUUCCCGUUAUGCCUUUCAUGGGGGACAGGGGCACUCAGGAUGCCGCCCGUUUUGGAGAAGUCUCCUAUCUUGUGUUUCAGCUGCGUGGCAUUGAUGUCGACAUAUCCGUAAAUGCUUAUGACGGUGCCAACAUGGCUUUUGCACUCGGUGAUAGAUCUCAGGCUUUUCGAUCUAAAUUGGGGCGUGGCGCUUUUCUGCUAUAUUUUUUGACCAAGCCGCCUCGAAGAGGUAAGCGCGAUCUAGGCCUGUGCCGUGACGCUGACUUUGAGUUUCUGUGGCUCCGUUUUGCCACAGAUUCUGAGGCGGAGGCCCUGCAAGGCCUGGCCAAACAAGGGCAGGGAUCAGUCGUAAAUCCAGGUAAGCAAAAGGCUCAGGUUAGCACUUGGGGGGGUACUAGUAUUGGCGCGGCCCUCGAAAUGCAGCGGAAAGAGGAUAUGGAUAGGGCUACAAAGGCUGUGCGCCUUGUGUUUGCGUCUAAGCCUAGUGCAGGCGGCGACGCGAGGGAGGAGGGUGAAGCAGGGGCGUCUUGGGCUGGCGUGCCUUUACACAUGGAGGAAAGCACGAAGAAAAAGAUGGAGGCUUUGAAGAGCUACGUUCUUCGCUAUAACAAUAAUAGAGGGGGAGGGGGGCUAAUCAUUAGCGGCGCCGAAUAUCGUGUGAUAGGUAGUUACCAAAGCGUUGCCGGUGCGACUAAAAGUCGAAACAUGCAGGAAGAUCUCCUAGUCUUCACGCCUCAAAAGGACGAUCAAAAUACUAGCACAAGCAACGCCGAAAAGCUUGUUUUCAAGUUUUGUCAUAUCAGUUUGGGCCCCGGGCCGGAAGUUGUGGCGGCUGCACCAAAAGGAGCUGCGCGCUUUGACUUUGAAGUGUCGUCAGAUGCGUGGUAUAUACUUCUUUGGCGGUCACAGGAGCCCGGGAAAGGCGCCUCUCACUUUGCCUGGAGAUUUGCUACUGCAAAGGAAGCAAAAACUAUCUCCAGGGGGACUGCCGUGGAUGUAGACUAGAGAGAGUGCGGUCGCUUCUUCUUGUAAAAAAGGAGAUGCGGCCGUGCCUAUGGUUUCUAGUUUGAGGGGCAGUUAGAUUUAUAGAUGUAAAAGUAUGUGUAGGUCGUGGAAGGAUGGGGCGAAGCAAUGGCAUCGGGAUGGGGUUUUGUCUUGUUGUUUGUUUUUGCUGCAUGAGCUUUUUUUCUGGAGUUUUUUUUUCUUGGAAGGUUUCGGGCUGUAAAACUAGAAGUGCGGGCUGUUGGGAAUUAAUAGCAUUGAGGCGGGGCGGGUGGUGAUUGAAAAAAAAGGGGAGGCUUCUUGUAUGUGUUUUGUAUACGGAGAGGGACUAAGACUUAGAUCAAGGUCAAUAGAUCGGUUCCUAAUACGAGUUCUACUUUAGUUGUUUGGGGAAGCAGGGAGUCGACAUUGGGAAUGGAUUUUGGUUCUUUGGGAAAAUAGUUGUAGUUUGUGGUUGCAAGUUAUUAGGAACAAUGGGAAGAUGAGGGCGGGCCUCGUAUACAUAUUGUUCAAUAUUGUAGGGUAGUUGCUAGACCUAGACGGGCCUGAGAGGGCAAAAGGGCUUUGGAUGGUGUUGCGGAUUGGGAGGGUAAGCAGAAGCGAGGGGACAGGAGUAGGUCUUGGGAGGGUGAGUACUACAAGGGCCCGCGAGGAUGUAUAGAAUUAGGGCUUGGAAGGGUAAGUACUGGAAGGGCGCGGGAGGGUGUGUAGAAGUAGGUCUUGGGUGGAGGGUAAGCAGAAUGGUGGGUGUGGGAGUAUUAGUAGGCCUUGGAAGGGUAAGUCCUAGAGGUUCGGGAGGGCGUAUAGAAGUAGGUCUCCGGAGGGUAAGUACUAGCAGGGCUCAGGAGGAUGUAUAAAAGGAGGGCUUGGGAAGGUCAGUAGGAGGCUGGAAGGCGAGGGUAUCAGUAGGUCUUGGGAGGGUCUAGUGGCGGGGUAGUGUAUAUGGAAAUGGUAGGGUAAGAAUUAGAAGAAGGGGG
Molecule: messenger RNA, 6223 nt
Organism: Amoebophrya sp. A25
Lineage: Eukaryota; Dinophyceae; Syndiniales; Amoebophryaceae
Source: the annotation of a GenBank genome assembly